Molecule: messenger RNA, 4504 nt
Organism: Pecten maximus
Lineage: Eukaryota; Metazoa; Mollusca; Bivalvia; Pectinida; Pectinidae
Product: endoplasmic reticulum-Golgi intermediate compartment protein 1-like
Exons: 9
Coding region: 77-880 (267 amino acids)
Biological process (GO): retrograde vesicle-mediated transport, Golgi to endoplasmic reticulum; endoplasmic reticulum to Golgi vesicle-mediated transport
Cellular component (GO): COPII-coated ER to Golgi transport vesicle; endoplasmic reticulum; endoplasmic reticulum membrane
Source: RefSeq, a predicted model, not a curated record
ACGUAACUUCCGUUCCUCAUCUACCGGUUGGAGCAAUUUACUCUUGCCAGCUGGAUACGUCAAAUUUAUAAACAAGAUGCAGUUCGACAUUCGGAGGUUCGACAUCUAUCGAAAGGUUCCUAAGGACUUGACCCAGCCGACCUUAACAGGAGCCUGUAUUUCCAUCUCUAGUGUUCUAUUUAUAAUUUUUCUAUUUCUAUCAGAGCUUUCGCUGUUUAUAUCUGUUGAAACAGGAAGUGAAUUAACUGUUGAAGACCCGGUAAAACACUCGGAGAAGAUUCCAGUGUUUCUCAACAUCACUCUACCAAACCUUAAAUGUGAAUAUCUUGGAUUGGAUAUUCAGGAUGACAUGGGGAGACACGAGGUUGGUUUCCAAGAUAAUACCCAAAAGUUUGAGCUGGUGACGGAAAGUUCUGAAGGAUGUCGAAUGGAAUCUCACUUUCUUGUGAAUAAGAUUCCAGGAAACUUCCAUGUGUCCACACAUUCAUCCAAAGUUCAACCACAAAACCCAGAUAUGACACACAUCAUCCAUAAGGUUCGGUUUGGAAUGGAUGUCCAAGAAGACAAGGUUGUGAAGGGUUCUUUCAAUCCUCUAGAAAACGUCGACAGGCUAAAAGCUAAUGCUUUACAUACCCAUGACUACAUUGUGAAGAUAGUUCCUACUGUGUAUGAAGACAUCAAGGGAAACGUACAUUUCCCAUAUCAGUAUACAUACUCACACAGAGAUAUGUUACAAUAUGGACAUGGGGGUAGAAUCAUGCCAGCCAUUUGGUUCAGAUACGACCUUAGUCCCAUCACAGUACGCUACAUGGAGAAAAGAAAGCCUUUCUACACAUUCUUACAACUAUUUGUGCUAUCAUUGGAGGGACAUUUACCGUAGCUGGGAUCAUUGAUUCCUGUAUCUUUACAGCUUCAGAAAUCAUUAGAAAAUUUGAGAUUGGGAAGCAGAGCUGAUUCUAGAGAUUUUUUAGGAAAAUGUCACAAUCAAUUCUUAGGAGAUAAAUUACAACACAGUUCAAAAUGACAUUCCAGUUUUUUUCAACAUUUUUAUUUUCAUUUUUAGAGGGAUAAUUUAUAUUGUUUAUUUUAUGUUUUUGAUAUUUAUUAUAGAGAACUAUAAAGAUGUGUUAUGUAAUUACAGUAAAAACCUGUCUAAACAGACCAUCACUCACUGGGGACGUUAUUGACAGGUUUGCAGAUUACACAGGUUCAGUUUACAUGGUCAGGUAUACAUAUGUAUAAUCAUAUUCCUUAGAUAUCUGAUUUAUACAAGCUAGUCAAUCUAGAAAAUAAACAAUACGAGCACCAUUAUAUUAGUUUUAAUAUUUAUGGAUUUGGUUUUGAUACAUGGAAAGUGUAGAUGCAGGAAAACUGUUUAAAUCUGGUCUGUACAGGUGUAUAUAUCAUACAGGGUUUCAAGGAAGUCGCAAUACAGUGUAAAUUCAUGGUGCUUGAUAUCUCAAGGAUCACGUCAGAUAAGUAUUCUGAUUUCAUCAUUUGGACAUUCUGUCCAAGUUUUCAUUUGACAUUUGAAUGUAUUAUUGAUGUAUUUUUAAUAAGAUAGAGGAAGAAUGUUCAAGUUUUCAAUUUUACAUAAUAUUUCAUUCCUGUCGAUCAUUCCCUUUUUAGAAAUUAUUUUAUGUAUUGAUGUAUUUUUGUACAACAUUCCAGACAUCGAUAUUCUUCUACUUGACAAUUUCUAGCUGAAAUCUAUAAUUUUAUGUAUACCACCUGUUGUGAUUUUGUAUGUAUCUUAUUAAAUAUGUGUUGUGGUGUUCUGAUUUUACAUGCAUUCUAUUCUGGCUCAUACCGCAGUAUACUGUUGGAUUACCUCCCCUUAGCGUUUUUUCUUUUUGUUCAUUUUGACUAUUUUUGGUUCUGCCUCUUUCUAUCACGUCUGGUUUUAACCACUUCAUAUCAUAAACACAAACAUGGUGUCUCAGAAAAGAAUAAUAUUUUAUUUUAUGUAUUAAAGUCAAUUUUCCUUGCAAUUUAUGAAAUAAGAUUUUCUCAGAAUGUAGAAACAUUUCUUGCUUUUUCAUCAGUGAAAUUUGAAUUUUUUUAUGGUAAAAUGAUGAUAUUUCUCUAAAAGCUAAUUUUAAUAUGAAAUCUGAAUGAAAUGGCCUUAGUGCAAUGUCAUAUAUAUUGGUGUACCAUGUCAUGUGUUUUGUUAAUCGUCAAUUUAAAAACCUCUUGAUGUUGUCUUCCAAUAGGGAAAAAAUGGCCAACAUCUUGGUUUGUGUCAAAACGUGCAAAAGUGAUGGAAUCAAAUUGGCAUCAUAGAACAGUUUCUUGUAUCACUUGCCCUAAAGCAAUAUUGUUUGUGCAUAAUUUUAUUCAUUUUUUGUAUUAAUUAAAAACUCACUUACAUUCAACUUGUACAAAUUAAGAACUCAUAGUGAAUUUCGAACAUAAUGAAUUAUUACAGUUGAUCUGAAAUAUCACAAGAUGACAUUUUAAUGAAACUUUUGUCCAUUAUUUAGCCAAUUUGUCAUUUAUAGAUCUAAUUUGAGUAAGUGGAUGCUAGAAUUUCUGAAAGUCCAAGUAGGCACAUUAUACAAUUUAAUUUCUUGAUACAUGUACAUUGUAAAAAAUGUUGAAAAUUAUGUUUGGAUAAAAUAGAUAUUUUUAGCUUUUUCUGCUUUUCUGUAUAUAAGAUCGCUUAAUUAUAUAUAAUUAAGAUUUAGUGUUUUGUGUAGAAACAGCUUUAUCAUACUGCCCUGCUUUAGUUAUUUGUAUUUUCCUGAUUACUGCUGUAGGUUUCAUAACGUCCUUGUUACCUCUCUCUGACAUCAAUGUGUCGCCAAUUUACACCUUCAGUCAUACGCAUGAUCAUCAUUAAACAUUUCAAUAUAGAAACCUAAAAAAAAAAACAUGAUACCAAAAUCUACUUUGAGAAGACCACCAAUGUUUCAAAAGUAUUAUUGAAUGCAUAUCCAUUCCGUACAGCUGGGUUGCGAGUUCGAAACCUAGGUGGGGCAGUUGCCAGGUACUGACCGUAGGCCGGUGGUUUUUCUCCGGGUACUCCGGCUUUCCUCCACCUCCAAAACCUGGCACGUCCUUAAAUGACCCUGGCUGUUAAUAGGACGUUAAACAAAAAACAAAACAAACCAAAACCGUACAGCUGAUCUAUUUGAAGAUAUUUAAAGAGGAAGGGAGAUAACUCUGGUAUAUUGUAAUUACCCAUAGAUUUUAAACAAGCCCUACAUCCUUAAUGAACCCAUUGCUGAUCAAUAUUUGAAAAUAAAUAUAUAUCUAUGUAUUUUUUACAUACUGCUGUAUUUUUUUGAUAAAAAAACCCACAUUGAACUAUGAAAAUGAAACGCAUAAAGACAAUUUUGUUUUCACAUUGUGAAAGUUAAUUUAUAUUAAAUAUGUUAUAUCUAUACUGUCCACAUUCCAUUCUGAUACACUCAAAAUAAAACAUUUACUGAUUUUAAAAGUGCCUUUGAAUACAAUGGAAUGGCCUAUAUGUAAUUAAACAACUCUUCAUUAUUUUUCAGAAAUAUUAAUUCUGCAACUUGAAGUCUUAAAUGUAUAUUUCGGAUACUUCUUUUAUUUUUAUCAUAGAUGUUUGUUUCUUGCUGUAAUUUUUAUCAUAGAUGUUUGUCUCUUGCUGUAAAGAAAGAAAAUUAUUGAGGUUUAAUGACCAGUAAAUUUUGAAUUAAAGAAUAAUGAUUCUGAUCAUGCUCCUUGGAUAGCAUACACUGAUCAUUGAAAAAUAACUAUCUGAAUUUAUGUUACACAUGUUUAACAAACGAGAAAUGUAGCUGUUAAUUUCCUACAAUCUUUCAUACAAACAAGUCAGUAUAUCGUACCGAAAAAUUGCAUUAUUUCUUGUACAGAAUAAACCCUGGCUUGAUUGAAAUCUUAACUAUCUUUAGCCAACAGACAUAUACAAAUGUACGUGUAAACAGAAAUGUCUGCCAUGAAUUUAUGGAAACUCAUCUAUAUCUACAGUCAAACUUUGUUAACUCAAACUCGGAUAAAUCAAAUACAUGUACCUUGUUUAGCUCAAGUAUUACUCCGGGGCCGCUCAGGGGCCGCGGUGGCCGAGUGGUUAAGGUGUCCCAACACUUUAACACUAGCCCUCCACCUCUGGGUCGCGAGUUCGAAACCUACGUGGGGCAGUUGCCAGGUACUGACCGUAGGCCGGUGGUUUUUCUCCGGGUACUCCGGCUUUCCUCCACCUUCAAAACCUGGCACGUCCUUAAAUGACCCUGGCUGUUAAUAGGACGUUAAGCAAAAACAAACCAAACAUUACUCCGGUCCCGGCCAAAAAACUUCCUUGUUUAGUAAAACUUGGAUAACUUGGUAUUUAAAACUUGUAAACAUUUGUAUAUUGAUGAGUGUAGAGUCUGAACAAUAUAAUCUGUAUUAUUGAUACUCACAGGUGUUGGAUUACAUAGUAUGAUGUCAUUAGAAUAUAUAUUGCAUAGCAGCAUUGGUCAUAGGCUGUCAAUUGCUGACAGUUUUCUUUCAAUAAAAAAUGUUCGAAAGGUAA